This is a messenger RNA of Anopheles aquasalis, 759 nucleotides long. RefSeq names its product farnesol dehydrogenase-like. Gene Ontology annotation, molecular function: oxidoreductase activity. Lineage: Eukaryota; Metazoa; Arthropoda; Insecta; Diptera; Culicidae. The record is from RefSeq and is a predicted model, not a curated record.
AUGGAUCGUUGGGUAGGUAAGGUGGCCAUCGUUACCGGAGCCAGUGCGGGCAUUGGUGCCGCCACGCUAAAAGCCCUAGCGCGAGCCGGUAUGAUCGCGGUCGGUUAUGCACGACGACCGGAACGCAUAGAGCGACUGAAGGAAGAGCUGCUGGCUGCUGGCGAUGAGUCGACAAGCGCCCGGCUCCAUGCCGUACGCUGUGACGUAACACGAGAGGAGGACAUUCUGGCCGCCUUCCAGCUAGUGGAGCAACGCUUCGGUGGAGUGGACGUACUGAUCAACAAUGCCGGCAUCGCUCGGGGCUCGGUCGAUCUACUGACCCCCAACAACACAGCGGAAUUGCGUGCGGUGAUCGAUACGAACCUGCUCGGUACGGUACUGUGCAGCCGGGAAGCGUUUCAAUCGAUGAAACGACGCUCCGUCACCGGUGGACACAUUGUGCACAUCAAUAGUGUACUGGGGCACACGGUACCAGCGAACAUGACCUUCAACAUUUAUCCGGCCACCAAGUACGGUGUGACGGCACUCACCGAAACGAUGCGCCACGAGCUGCGGAAUGCCAAAACCAACAUUAAAGUGACGAGCAUCAGCCCAGGGUUGGUGAGCACCGAAGCCGUUCCGGACUCGAUGAAAACGGAUGGCACGCCAAUACUCGAACCGGAAGAUAUAGCCGAUGCGGUGCUGUACGUACUCGGUACACCGCCCCGGGUGCAGGUGCACGAGCUGAUGAUCAGACCGGCUGGAGAGAUGUUAGGAUGA